AUGGUAUCCCCGACUUCACCCGUGGUAAACAUAUACCCCCUCUCGAGCUACACUUUCGGGAUGAAGGAGCCGAAGAUGGAGAAGGAUACCUCCGUCGCCGAUCGGCUCGCUCGAAUGAAAGUGAAUUAUAUGAAGGAGGGAAUGAGGACGAGCGUUGAAGCAAUCCUUCUGGUACAAGAACACAACCAUCCCCAUAUACUGCUACUUCAAAUUGGAAAUACGUUCUGUAAGCUUCCUGGUGGGCGCUUGAAACCUGGAGAAAAUGAAAUUGAGGGCUUAAAGAGGAAGCUGUCCAGUAAACUUGCUGCGAAUUCAUUAGCUCACCAGCCAAAUUGGCAGAUUGGAGAAUGCGCUGCAGUUUGGUGGAGGCCGAACUUUGAAACUGUGAUGUACCCAUACUGUCCUCCCCAUAUCACCAAACCAAAGGAGUGCAAGAAACUUUUCGUUGUUCACUUGUCAGAGAGGGAAUACUUUGCUGUACCGAAGAACUUGAAGUUACUUGCUGUUCCGCUGUUUGAACUUUAUGACAAUGUCCAGAGAUAUGGCCCAGUUAUUUCCACCAUCCCACAGCAAUUGUCUAGAUUCCAGUUCAAGAUGGUAAAUUCUUAAAGCUGAUUAAGCUGAAGGAAUGCUUACUUUGCUCAUAUUUCUACAGUGGAAAUUCAGUAGGAACAUUGGUAGCAUGAACUUGGAGGAUAAUUUUGAUUAAUAUUGCCAUCAUCAAAUUUCAGCUUUUUUUUAGUUUAUCUUUCUAGUGUUUAUGCUAAUGCAUAAUGUACCUUUUCAUUAUCAAUAUUUGAGCAAACUUAUUUAAGUGGCUAUUGAGAGGUAAAUUUUUUUUUUU
Molecule: messenger RNA, 844 nt
Organism: Dendrobium catenatum
Lineage: Eukaryota; Viridiplantae; Streptophyta; Magnoliopsida; Asparagales; Orchidaceae
Product: pre-mRNA cleavage factor Im 25 kDa subunit 2
Exons: 7
Coding region: 1-609 (202 amino acids)
Cellular component (GO): mRNA cleavage factor complex
Molecular function (GO): mRNA binding
Source: RefSeq, a predicted model, not a curated record